GCGGCUGCUGCAGUGCCGGCCCCGCCCCGGCAGGGCCCUCCCUUCGCCCGCGGGCUCGGCCGCUGCAGCCGCCGCCGCUGCAGGACUACAUCUCCAUGCGUGCCCCGCGGCCCGGUCGCCCACCCCGGACUCCGUAUCCUGGGCUGCGCCGCUCCCGGCCCGGUGCGGGUAGCACAGCCCUGCGGAUGCCGGCAGCGGGGAGAGGCCAGGCCGAAGCGGGCCCUCCGCGGCAGGGGGAGCUCCGGGAGCCCCGCCGGCUGCCGCCACACUCCCCCGCCCCUCCCGCGGCGGCUCAACCGGCGGCUCUGGCCCUCGUCAUCCUCCUCAGCUUCGCCUCCCGCUUCCACCGCCUGGCGGAGCCACCGCACGUCUGUUGGGAUGAAACUCAUUUUGGGAAGAUGGGAAGUUACUACAUUAAUCGAACCUUCUUCUUUGAUGUCCAUCCCCCUUUAGGGAAGAUGCUGAUUGGACUCGCUGGCUACCUUAGUGGAUAUGAUGGUACAUUUCCUUUCCAAAAGCCAGGGGACAGAUAUGAGCAGCACAACUACAUGGGAAUGAGAGGGUUCUGUGCUUUUCUUGGUUCCUGCCUGGUUCCGUUGGUCUACCUCACAGUGUUGGAACUGUCAAAGUCACUGCCAGCAGCCUUACUCACAGCUUUCAUCCUUAUUUUUGAUACAGGCUGUAUUACUUUGUCUCAAUAUAUUCUGCUGGAUCCCAUUCUAAUGUUCUUUGUCAUGGGAGCUGUUCUGAGUAUGGUGAAAUGUAACAGCUGUGCGGAUAGGCCAUUUUCUGCCUCCUGGUGGUUCUGGAUGAGUCUCACUGGUGUGAACCUUGCUGGAGCGAUGGGGGUAAAGUUUGUGGGCCUUUUUGUAGUCCUCUUGGUUGGCCUGAACACAAUGCAUGACCUAUGGGACUUGCUGGGGAAUCUCAGCCUGUCACUGGUCAUGUUUGGGAAGCAUUUACUGGCUCGUGUACUCUGCCUCAUCCUGCUCCCGCUUGCCCUCUACACGGCUAUGUUUGCUGUUCAUUUUACAGUGUUAAAUAAAAGUGGUCCUGGGGAUGGUUUCUUCAGUUCAGCAUUUCAGUCCCAGCUGAUUGGGAACAAUCUUCAUAAUAUGUCUGUUCCAGAGCACUUGGCAUAUGGAUCUAUGGUCACGAUGAAGAACCUCCGAAUGGCAGGGGGAUACCUUCACUCCCACUGGCACCUCUACCCAGAGGGCAUUGGGGCUCGCCAGCAGCAGGUCACUGCCUACUUACAUAAAGAUUUGAAUAACCUCUGGAUUGUAAAGAAACAUCAUUCAGACACAGCAGAUCUGUCAGACCCCUCGAUCCCUGUGGAGUUUGUGAGGCAUGGAGAUAUUAUUCGUCUGGAACAUAAAGAAACUUCUAGAAAUCUUCACAGUCACCAGCAUGAGGCUCCCCUAACAAGGAAGCAUUUUCAGGUCACUGCCUAUGGAAUAAAUGGAACAGGAGACUCCAAUGAUUUUUGGCGGAUUGAAGUGGUAGGCAGAAAGGCUGAGAAGCUCAUCAGAGUACUACGGAGUCAAGUCCGGCUAAUCCAUGUGGCCACAGGAUGUAUAUUGGGCUCUUCUGGAAAGAUUCUGCCAAAAUGGGGCUGGGAACAAUUGGAAGUCACUUGCACGCCAUACUUGAAGGAGACUCCCAAUUCUCUCUGGAACUUUGAAGAUCAUAUUAACCCUAAGUUGCCCAAUAUCAGCCUGGAUGUUUUGAAGCCCUCUUUUGCAGAAAUUCUGCUAGAAUCCCAUAUGGUUAUGAUCCAGGGAAAUACUGCCCUCAAACCAAAGGACAAUGAAGUUACAUCCAAACCUUGGCACUGGCCCAUCAACUACCAGGGCCUGCGUUUUUCUGGUGUAAAUGAGACUGAUUAUCGGGUUUAUUUGCUGGGAAACCCGGUGAUUUGGUGGCUAAACCUCGUCACUAUUGGACUGUAUCUUCUGAUAACAGUUUCCACUGCAGUGGCUCUGAAGAGAGGUGUCCAGCUGACGUCUGAACACAAAGAACUGUCCAGAGUUGUGCUGCGUGGUGGAGGGCAGAUCAUGCUGGGCUGGCUCCUUCAUUACCUCCCUUUUUUUAUGAUGGGACGAGUUCUCUACUUUCACCACUACUUCCCUGCUAUGCUUUUUUCCAGCAUGUUGACAGGAAUCACCUGGGACACACUACUGAAGUUCUUAGCCGGGUUCUGGUCACCCAGCACUACAGCUAAAAAAGUAUAUGGAGCAGGGUUCCUGGCACUGGUUCUACUCAUCAUUUACAGCUUUUACCUCUUCCAUCCUCUGUCCUAUGGGAUUGUAGGACCCAUGGCCUCUGACCCUAGCAGCCCCAUGGCAGGGCUCCGGUGGAUGGACUCCUGGGAGUUUUAGAGCCAGCAAAGGGAGCCUGGAAACAGUGGAUGGGAAGCACGAGAUCUGCUGUAUGUCAGGCUGAUUCUGGUGCUUUGGAGACAUGUGACAGUAAAGUUCUCUCUCUGGAGAACCCUGUUGCUUUGGCAUUUGUUUGCACUGCCUGCAUUGGAAGAUGCAGAGGAUGACUGUGAGAAGGUCCUCCUAAAAUGACUUGUGUCCUGAAACCUUAGGUUAUAUUCCUGGACAACUGGCUGCUUAAAUCUCAAAUAUUUUGAGCAAUAUCUAUCAGUCAAACAGCAGUGGCAUUCCAGCAGUCAGACCUGUACAAGCUGAAGGCUGUGUGUAGUUGUGUGAUUGCGUGUAUGUGUCUUCAUGUAAUCUAACUGUUACAGUGAGACAGCAUCUGGGACAUUAGGAGUUUUAUGAUUAAGAAUAGUUUUUUUUAUGGUGAAAUUUUUGAAAGCUUCCUGUAAGUGUGCAGGGACCAGCAUUCUUCCCUGCCCUGCUGUCAGGGGGGUUUGUGCUGACCCUGAAUUUUUAGAAUUUGACUGAAAGGGGUCUGCUUGAAAUCCCCUGAGCCACUGUGCCUUGCCUGUCUCCCAGACCCUCUGCAGACAGAGGAGGUGGAGAUAGUUUAUCCCUCUAUACAGCCUUGCUUUUUGGUCACCUUUAAUCAUCUCAUAAUAACCACCUAAGAGGCCUGUGCCCAGAGCCAGACUGUUCCAGCUCAGUACUUUGUAGCUUCUUUGAAAUUCUGUCUGAAACUGCCAAGGAAAUUACAGUGGAAAUAGCAGGUGAUUUAUUUUCUGCCCCAGCAUGCUGUGAAGAUCGGACUCCUGUGGGUUUUGUAGAGUCUGAAAUGACAGCCUGAAAUUUUACAGAUGGCUGUCAUUUAUCUUUUGAUCCCAGCUAUUCCAGUGCCAGUACCUGUGCUUUUAGGGGAAAGGCUUCACCUUAAUACAUGUGGCAUCUGCAUACCUGUCUGUAAGUGCCACAGUAUCUGCUCACUGUAUUCCAAUAUUGAGCAUGUUCCCUCUCAUAGAUAGCUGAGCAUUAAAUUACUUUAUCGAAGGAAAUGCAAGGCCAGGCAAAAAUUCUUUGUCUGUUAAGAGUCAAAAGCCAUUCGAUAUUGAAUCCACCCCUUCCAAGAGAGCAGAAUUCUGUUUAUCAGGUGCCUUUCUCCUGCUUUAGGUCAAUUUUUGUAAAUGUUCCUUUUAUUCCACCUCCUGUUCUUUACCCUGUUUUAAUUUGUUGUCAGUUCAAGGUUGUUACCUUGUAGCAUCCAACAUGAAUGACACUUAAGACUCCAGCUGUGUUCGUGUCUCAGGUAAUAUUUGCAGAACUCUUUUGUGUAUGUUUCAAUGAACUGAAGCCUUUCGUUUCUUGCUCUGCUUCUUAGCCUUGCAUAAAAAUUACAGGUACAGGGAGAGCAGCAGGUGAGCCUGUCUGUCUUUAAGCAUAAAUUGUGCAUUCACUUCUCUUACAAAUCUUGAAUUCUAGCAUAUUUCUUGCAACACAGAAGGGCAGCAUUAGCAUAGUUGUUCUGUGGGGGGGACUGAGCCACUCGUCAGACUUUCUUUCAUUCCUUUUUAGUAGAGAUCCAUAGCAUUUUUCAGUAAGGCAGCUGCUUGCUAUUAUAAGGCUCUGGCUUGGUAUGUCACAUCUCUCUCCAGAAGUUGACUCCCAUAGACAAUAACUCAGUAUAGAUCAAUGCCUCUGAUUCUAAAGGUUUUAUGUUAAUCAUCUGCUGGUAAUACAUGGUGGGAAGUCAUUGCACUGAUUAGCUUCUGGGUUUGAUGGUUCUUUUCUACUUGCUAUUGCAGGAAGUGCUCCCACUGUAUGAGCCAGGGGUUCACAGAGGUGAUGUAUAUGCAAGAAGGAUGAGGGAGAAGGCUACAAACUUCUACACAUCCUGCUUGAUCUGACAGCAGCUGUGAAUUGUUACCUGUUGGCAAUGUGGCUGGCAGACAGUGCAGUGCUGCCAUUGUAGCAAUGUGAUUUUGCACCUUCUACUCUUGGUGAGAUUAUCGACUUAACUUGCUAUCCUGAAUAUGAGAUUUCCCUAAGGUAGCCCCAUUGCCAUGGGGAGGAUUUGCCAGAAGAGCUGAUAAAAGCCAUGAUUUAAGGUGCAGGCUUUUUUCCAGCACAUACAAUCAGACACUUGCCCUUAUGAUUAACAGCAAAAAAUCCCUAAGAAACUUUUGUUUUGGAAUGACAGCUUCUACUAUUCAUCAAAUUAGAUUUGUGGGAAAGCAAAAAUUGACUCGGUAACCUAGGUUACUUGGGUUAUUAUGAAGGGGUCAGCUUUAAUGGAGCUGCCUGAGGAAGAUGAGCCAGUGUGUUCCUUUGGCCAGGGUCCCUCUGUCCUUUAUCACUUAUAAUCUUUCAUGUGGGGAUUGACAGCUGAAGGUGGCAAGUAUCAUGCUCCCAUCCCACCUUCCUGUGCACAAGCCCAGCUUCCAGCUUUAUUUUUCUUUAGGACUGCCAUUUCAAAAAUCCUCUGAGAGCACCUGGUAGGUGUUGAGACUAAUCUGUUUCUUAGGCCCUGUGUGCUGGUAAGGAGACAAAGGCAUACAGUGAACAAAAAUCUGGCUAUUCCACAAGAGGGGGCAGCCUCUAGCUCAGUCUUUUAUUUCUGGUGGGUUUAGUUUUUUGUGGUUUCUUCUUUUGUUUUUAUUUUUUGUUGUGGUGGUUUUUGUUUGUUUUUUGUUUGGUUGGUUUUGGGUUUUUUUGUUUUGUUUUGUCUUGAAUAAGCUUGAUCUGGAGUUAAAAGUACUCAAAGGUCUACAUUUGAAGACUAGAGGGCACACAUUUCCUCUGCACCCUCUGGACUGCAAGCAUUCUGUUUUCAAAAAGUGUAAAUUGAUGUUGCUCUGUUUUCUGUCAGGAGAAAAAUACUGAAAAAUUACUUUAGUUAGAAUUUGACCCUCAAACUUUGAUUAUCAAACCCUGUCAGGCCACAGUUAGAACACUGUGGUAAACGAUAUUUUAUGAGGUCAAUGAAGUACAGUAAUUGGGAUUCCAUUACUGACUCUGAAUUAAACCGUAUGAGUGGUGCAGAUGUGCAGGGCACUCUGCUUUCUGAGUGGAAUUUGGGCUGCUUCGGUUCAGUUUUUCCAUUUGUGCUUGUGGAAUGACUUAAGAUUAAUUUUGAAAACUGAUUAUUAGUCUUUUUUCCCAACCCAUGUGGAAAAUAGCUGCUGGUGCUUUCUGAGGCCAGAAGAUCCUAUUCUCUAGAGCAACUGCUCUCUUUGAACUUUGCUCGACAGGGCUCCUUUUGUCACUGUCAGAGUGUUUCAUCAAGUUGUAUCUGUGGAUACAAAUCACAAAAAGCUGCAGGCUGCCAUGCUCCCUGUUUCAUAUUCUUUUUUAUGUGUAAACUAUUUUCGCCUUUUUGGUCUUUGGAGGAUAGAUAGAAGGCCUUUGGGCUCAUCUAGCUUCAUCCUAGACAAUUCAUCCACCUUAAAAGGCUCCUGUUAAUCGUCACUUCAGGACACAAGUGCACACACAUCUAUUCCAGCAGCAGGGACUGGGCUGUUUCCAGGAGCUGGACUACUUCUGCUAUGAGACACUUGUGACUGUGAGGAAGAUUUGAAUAGCAAUUCCUGUGCUGAGGUUGCCCUUGCUUGAGAUGGAGGACUUCAUGUCAUGCACUGCUUACCAGCAUUGUUCACAAGCCUGUGGGUGGGAGAGGUACCACCACUUUUGUCUGCAGUUUUACCAUGUUGAUUGGGAGGGCUUAUUGAUACAUAAAGGGCACUGACAGAACCUGCUUUUUAUUUCUCCCUCCUGCUUCUUCAAGUAUGCCCAGACUACGGGAAAUGUCUUUGCUUCUCCAGUUUUCAGGCUGUGCAUCCAUUUCUUACAGGUGCCUGAACAAGGGGUAGGACAGGACACCUCCUAGUGUCCUGAAUGGAUGAAUAGCUGUCACAUGUACUGAGAGUAAAACUAGAAUCUUGUUAUGGAAGGGUAAACAAAUGUGUAAUUUGAUAGACCCCUCCUGUAUCCCUCUGAGAAUCCUUUUCAAAGGACUCGAGAGUGAACCAGCUGUCAGUGUGGAAACAGGCAUUUACCUGAAAUUCUCUAUUGCCAUGCUUCGUAGUUUCCUUUCCAGAGACCAUGCCCGCAUGAUUUACCCUCUGGGUUGGUACUCUGCACCCAGGUACCAUGAUAACACUGUUUCUUCCUCUCAGGAUACUGCUGGCAAUGUGAAAAUGUUCUUAGUAGUGCCCUGUGCCUCUGCCAGCUGGGCAAUAUAGGUAAGUUCAGGUUUUUGCCCUUUACAGUGAGUUACCCCACAUAUUGGCAAGUGUGUGUCAUGAAAGCAAAAAAAUGUGGACUGUUAUAACAUCAUCAGGCUCUUUCCUGCUGGAAAAGGAAGGCUGAGGAUAAGAACACCAUGUCCAUAGCACACAUGCUGUCUUUGGAGGGCUAUGAGCUACAAGCAGUCAGGACUGAAAAUUGUCUCUGUCUUCUUGUAAGUACCAAGACCUUGGUCGCAUGGUUGGUUGUGAGUUGCUUUACUUGAAUGUCAAGGGCUAUGAUUAUUACAAAUAAUAUCUGAGGUAGGGGACAUACUAGCACAUAAAGCACUCCUGCUGAAUUUGUAAUUGGUCCUAAAACUUUGCCAAGUGAGUUCAUUGUGUUUUACAAGAGGCACUGUUUAGAGGCAUCCUUGGAGAACUGGACCCUGUCUGAGCAAGAGUUUGGAGUAGCAGUGAGAGGGGUCUUUUGUAAUUCUGUUCUACAUUCUGAACCUUACUAAUGCUGUGUGUUUAUGUGUGUGCGUGUGCAUCUGUCCAUGAACUGAAUGUAUUCUAACUAAGGUGCAGUUACUGCAUCAUAACAGCGUGGAUGGGAGGAUGUUCCCUUUAGCUAUAUGUGUAUUUUGUACAGGAGAUACAGAAAAUGAGGUAGAAUUUGGAAUUUAAUUUUGUAAUAAAUAACUCUACUUUCAAACAUUCU
Molecule: messenger RNA, 7328 nt
Organism: Melopsittacus undulatus (budgerigar)
Lineage: Eukaryota; Metazoa; Chordata; Aves; Psittaciformes; Psittaculidae
Gene: POMT2
Product: protein O-mannosyltransferase 2
Exons: 21
Coding region: 96-2381 (761 amino acids)
Biological process (GO): protein O-linked glycosylation
Cellular component (GO): membrane
Molecular function (GO): mannosyltransferase activity
Source: RefSeq, a predicted model, not a curated record